Lates calcarifer (barramundi perch) is the source of this 5174-nucleotide messenger RNA. RefSeq names its product islet cell autoantigen 1 (gene ica1). Gene Ontology annotation, cellular component: Golgi apparatus. The coding region runs from base 147 to 1547 and encodes 466 amino acids. Gene Ontology annotation, biological process: regulation of transport. Gene Ontology annotation, molecular function: protein domain specific binding. The transcript is spliced from 13 exons. The record is from RefSeq and is a predicted model, not a curated record. NCBI's taxonomy places the organism in Eukaryota, Metazoa, Chordata, Actinopteri, Centropomidae.
GGAUAAUGCGCUGAAUUGAAUAAGCAGCUGUGUGUACAGUACAACUGGGCCUGUCAUCCAGCCAGGGCUGCUGUGCGUGUGACGAUGAGAGGGAUAUAAGGAGCCUUUUUCUACAUGUUAUCGACACGGCGAGGUAACUGUAAAAAAUGGAGGGAGGACAUUUUGGCUACUCCCGGGACUAUCUCGACCGCUUCGUCCAAAGCCAGGACUCAUCUGUGGUGAACAAGUUCCAGCAGAAGUACUGGAAAACCAAACAGACGCUCAUCAAGGUCACCGGGAAGAAAGAGGACGAACAUGUGGUGGCAUCAGACGCGGAUCUGGACGCCAAGCUGGAGGUCUUCCACUCCAUCCAGAGAACAUGCAUGGAGCUGCUGAAGGUCAUCGAGCAGUACCAGAGGAGGAUCUGUUUUCUUUCCCAGGAGGAGAACGAACUGGGUCGUUUCCUGCGCUCCCAGGGCUCGCAGGACAAAACCAGGGCUGGAAAGAUCAUGCAGGCCACAGGGAAAGCACUUUGCUUCUCCUCCCAGCAGAGACUGGCUCUGAGGAACCCUCUGUGCCGUUUGUACCAGGAGGUGGAAACGUUUCGCUAUCGAGCUAUCUCAGACACGUGGCUGACGGUGAAUCGAAUGGAGCAGUCGAGGACCGAGUACCGCGGGGCACUGCUCUGGAUGAAGGACGUGUCUCAGGAGCUGGAUCCGGACACACAUAAACAGAUGGAGAAAUUCCGCAAGGUUCAGGCCCAGGUGCGCACAACCAAAACAAGCUUUGACAAACUGAAGACUGAUGUCUGCCAGAAAGUGGACCUGCUGGGAGCCAGCCGCUGCAACCUCCUCUCUCACGUUUUAACCACAUACCAGACAACACUUUUGCACUUCUGGGAGAAGACAUCCCACACUAUGGCUGCCAUUCAUGAGAGCUUCAAGGGCUGUCAGCACUAUGAGUUCUCUACACUCAAGACCUUACAGGACCCCAUGGACAAGCUGGCUAAGAAGAAGGGGAAGAAGAAAAGUAAAGCAGAGACAGAAGAUGGAAAGAAAGCUGAGACCACAGAUGACCAACUCAUCUCACUAGAAAUGAAGAUCCUCUCUCGGCCUAUCCAAGAGUUAGAGGGAGAGGAGAAGGACAGCAUGGCCUUACUCAACGAGAUCCUGGGCGGUAUGUCUGUGGACGAGGGCGACUUCUCUCGAGAGUGGACGGAAGUGUUUGGAGACUCUGAGGAGGGAACGAGCGCCGCAUCUGGCAGACAGGCGGAGGCCCAGCAAAAGGAAAACUCCUUCUUUCUACCAUCUCAGCUGCUGGACCAGAGCUUGAAUAAUCCACAGUCUUCCCUCUCAGAUUGGGCCGGCAUCGCUCCACAGACCAUUGCCCAGACAACAGAGCCCUCAUCUGGAGCCAAUCAGAACCCCUCUAAGCCAGCAGUGAAAGACACAGCGGGGACGUCCAAAGACCUCUCGGCGUGGUUCAACCUGUUUGCUGACUUGGACCCCCUCUCCAAUCCCGAUGCAGUUGGCAAAACCGACACAGAGCACGAACUUCACACCGCAUAGUUCUUCCUCAGAGUCAUGGUGAUUUUGUGGGAUGGGAAAAUGGGAACCUGUUGUUAGUGGGAACAGCAGCAUAUUGCUAAUAAAAGAGACUAGUAGCUGUUCAACAGAAUAUCUAAAGUUUUUCAAGCAAAAAUGCCAAAUAUUUCCUGGUUCCAGCUUCUCAAAUGUAAUCAAUUACCGCUUUCCUUUGUCUUAUAUGAUAGUAAUGUGGUUUUUGACCUGUUGGUCGCUUAAAACAAACUAUUUGCAAUUUUAUUUACCAUUUAAACAACACAGUUAAUCUAGAAAAUAAUUAGCAGAUCAAUCAAUAAUGAAAAUAAUCAGUAGCUGCAGCCUUAACUGGACCUUUUCCUUAUAACAACAUAUAAAUGUCUCUUAAUAUAACUAUGAUAAGACUUGUUUCUUGUUAUAAAAAGAUGCACUGACAGGUAAUUAUAUCAGGAUAAUAAUGAAAUUUAAGAAAGAAGAAACUGAUUUUUUUUUUUAACGGUGGCAGCAAUACACUGCUGCAGGCGACACCCACUAAUAACUAUCAGCUCUCGUGUCCUUUCCCUUGUGAAAGAAAACAAACAUUUACAAGGUGACCUUAUUAAGCCUGUGGGGCUGUGUCACUGGGUUAAGCAUUUAAUGUUUAGCAUGGAUACCUCAGUAUGAGUUUGGAACAAUAAGCCUUUGACAUUAGCUGCCUUGGAAAUCUGUAGUCUCUCGUAGCAUUCAUGCUUUAUUUCUGAUUCUCAUUACUGAAGAUUGCAAAGGGGCAAAAAUACCUAGUGAGAAACAACAGUGCAAUAGUUCAUGUGUUUACAAACUAGUGCAACGUGCUGGGUGAAGGAAAGUUAAUGCAGUCACAGAGAAAUAUUCAGAAGUAUAUUUUUCUGCCAUCGAUCGACUCGUUCACACAUUUGAAAGCGUGAACGAGAGGGUUUUCCUUUUUAAGAUUAGUGCUCUUAAAUUUGCCGUACUUGUGAUCCCCUUCUGAAUAUAGUGUGACCAUAGUCAUUACAUAAAAAUUCACCUAUCGCUCAUUUAUUAUUGCAUGUUGCAUGCCUUGUUUUAUGUUUAUCCAGUAACGGUGUGAUCGAAUGAACAAUAUGUUUAUAUUAAUGUGAGAUUUUUCAUCUGUAUAUAUUUUAUCAUUUGGACAUGUGUUUAUUUAUCAUUCAUAGUUAUUGGCUUUCAUGGGCAACAUAUACAGUUCUCAGUGUAUUAUUUUCUAACAAACUGAAAGGUUUGAUAAUCGUGAAAAUAUAAUCAUACUGAUUUUGACUACAGUGCUGCAUAAAUUGAUAAAUAUCAAAAAUGCCUUAAUCUAAUCACAAGUCAACAAUACUGGACCUCAUUAGAGUUAUUAUUGGAUUCCUUAUACAGUAUAUUACAACUGAGUGUCAAUUAAUUUUGUUGUAACUUAGAUUUGUGUCAUUUUUGAUGUUGAAGCCAUGACACAUUUGUUAAUAUUCAAUCAUAACCAAAUACAUUGAUUGCCUUACCUUGUCUCCUAUUUGUAUAUAAAUACCAUGCUUCUGAAUAUUGAGAUUAUUAGUCCAUGUGUCUGUCUACAUCCUACGUCUGCCCCUUUGAAAAGGAUUACAUACCAAAUCAGAGAUUUUCUUGUUUGUUUUCUUUAUUGAAAAACACACACAAGAUCUACAUAAAAAUGUGUAAUACACAGGAAAACUGAAUCAUCAUUGCCCAACAUGGCAACCAUUUCUUAACUGCACUGCACAAUGAGCUUGUGAAUAAAAUUAGAAUUAGUAUGAUUGAAACUCUUGGAGCUGCAAGCAGAAAAGAAUUUCAACAUUUUCUGUGAGGAAUGUGUUGCAUAUGUUGUUUAUGUUUAUUUUUGUGUGCAUGUGGCUAGAUAGACCAACGUUUUAAAAUGGAAAUUUACUAGUUUCAUCCUCCCAUUCGAAGUUAACCUGCUCUAAAUCAGUCAUGUUUUUUUAAAUAUGUUCUGGUGAUACAACCUGUACAGGGGACGUCAGGGCACGUCUGCUAGGAUCUGUAUUUUGAGCCAAACUGUGAUACACAAAAAAUGUUAGUGUAGGUUUACUUCAAACAAAAAUCAAUUUCACACUUCAAAUUCUGAUUGUUUUAACUUACAAAUUGGUCCAAAAUAAAAACAGUGAUUAUCAUCUCACUUCCAAGUAAGUGCUUCAGCUUGGUUUAACGAUUAGCGCUUGUGUUUGAAACACUAUGAACCAGUGUUUAUAUGUUGCUGAACUUUUUAUAAACAAUUCAAAACGCAUUUUAACAAUCCACUUCUGGCACAAAAAUGGUGCCUCUUCUGUCCCAAACAUACGACAGGGCUUUCAUUGUUUUGAAAUUUGCUUUGGUAUAUAUUUAACAAGGGGGCAAAACAAACAACAUAAUUGUCAACUUCUUAAUUUGGGAGGGUGUAGCUUAUUUAGCUAGUUCCAUUUACAUGAGUACUCACGGUUGAUCGAUGCAACUGCGAUCUCUGGAAUGUGUCAUAGCACCUGAAACUCUAACCUGAACAGGUUAAUGCAAAAGCCAUCUGUCACCAACUGUGACAUCAAUCAGCUGAUUCAGUCUGUAAUAACCUCCCUCUCCAGGGAAAAAAUAAAACAUUUCUGCGAAAGACUGAAAUGUCUCUCUGUAGAAGAAAGUCAUAAACACUGGGGAAAGGCAACAUAGUCCAAGCAAGUACAUUCCACAUGACCUGAGUUAUUGUUCUGGGUAGUGUGGGGUAAUAAAACAAGGCAACGGGGGAGUUGUGUGCUUAGUGAUCAAUUAUUUGGUCUCUGAAUAAACAGCUGAUAUUAGCAUUUUGUGUUGAGUUUUAAUAGUGAUUGGACUAGAAAUGCAGAUCUAAGUUGUGGCUUGUAAAGCCAGUUGAGUGGAGCCUGCACUCCAGUGACUGCUGGUUUCACACAGACACUGUGCUACAAAUACCUUAAAAUACACAAAUAAAAAAUAGGCCGUGGCCUGUAUCGUUCUGAGCCCCGUCUUAACAAGUGCAAACGUUGGGGUUAAUGUGAGGAAAGGUAUUCCAACUGUAAGACAUCCCAAUAUGUUAAAAAUAUGAAACAAGCAUUUCCCAUCCUGUCAAAAAGCUUACAUAUAUGUACUUCAGAUUUUAGCUUGCUGAACACUUAACAGCUAAAAAGCUGGGUAGAUUACAUGAGUAGAAUGUGUUUCUGAUAUCUCAGAGUUGUCUCUCGUCAAAGUUUUGGAUUUUUUUUUCCUUUUUAAUUUCAACUUGAUAAAACUGCCGGAGCUACGUAACACAAUAAUUUGAGCAGUCAUCUCUAUUUUUGCAAAAGAAAGCAAAAGCUAUUUUUGUUAUGGGUGAUGUCACGGUACAAAGGAGAAGGCUAUGUUAGUGAUGGGUAAAGGGAGGCCGUGCCCAAGGUCAGCACACUCUAAAAUCUGAGUGGCAAUGACCAAACCAUCAAGUUUUCUUGAUAAAACAUCACCGACCGCAGAACAAACACUGGGACCGAGCAGGAAUGCUUGUGCAGCAGGAUGCUGGUACCAUUAUCCUCCUAAGUGUUUGUCAUUUCCAGACCUUGGGCACUCCCUGCUGGCUAAUGUUAGGAUUAACGGAGUGCAAGGAUUUUUUUACUCUUUUUUUGUUGGUUUGUUUUUUUUCUUUAAACCAGACCA